Molecule: messenger RNA, 1347 nt
Organism: Apis dorsata (giant honeybee)
Lineage: Eukaryota; Metazoa; Arthropoda; Insecta; Hymenoptera; Apidae
Exons: 4
Coding region: 209-1312 (367 amino acids)
Source: RefSeq, a predicted model, not a curated record
UUUGAUUAAUUUGAUUAUUGCGACGAAUCAAAAGUUUGAAAGAAUAUGACAGAAAAUGAUCAAUGAAAUCACAAAAAUGAAAAAUCAGUUAUAAAAAUAUUAAAUAGCAUAGGUAGUUCUAUUAUCGAGCGACCUGGUGACCUCUUGUCGAGAAAUUGAUUAUUUCAGGUAGCACGAAUAAGUGGUAGUUAAGAAGACGUAGUCCACGAUGGAGAGUCGUUCGGAUAGUAUAAAGGAUCCAAUUUAUUAUCCUUCGAUGCAAGAAAACGGGGGAAAAAAUGAAACGACGACGGAAGCUGAAACGAUUGACAAACGAAGCAGAAGUUCUGCUGGUAGCCAAGAAUUUGAUCUGGAAGAGAGUCACACGUUGAAAGUACCGCGCAAAUUUAUCACUAACUGGCGACAAGCUUGUGAUCGUACACGAGACAGAACUAAGGAUUUUUUGAAGAAAUGGCGGACUGUUUCGACUAAUGUUGAUGAAAUCGUUGGUGUUCCAGUUUCCAACAAACAAUUGGAACAUCCUAGUUGGAGUGUACAUGUUUGGACGACUUGGGUGAGUCGAUAUGCCAGCGAUGAAAAUUUAAUCGCUGUAGAAGAAAUUGACAAGGGAGGAAAAUUAAAGGAUCUGGCGCCCAUUCAACGCGAUAAGUUUUCACAUUUUUUCACUUAUCUUUUGGAUCAUGACAGAGAUGGUUUUAUUAAUCGAAAAGAUUUUCGAAUGCUUUCAGAGCGAUUAAGAAGAUUUGCGGAUUGGUCGUGGAACGGACCCGAAUAUUUGAGAUUAUUGGAGAUUGAACAGGGAUUAGCGGAUUUAAUUUUUCAAGAGAAGAAACAGAUCAGCUUGGAAGAAUGGUUGUGCUGGUGGGCGCGUGUCGUCGCGCCAAUCGGAGGAGCAACUUACAACGAGAUUCCAUUUUGGUUAAAAAUUUUACCACGAAUAUUUUUUCUCGCCAUUAAUAAUUCCAUAAGCGGAAUAAUAUCGAAAAAAGAGCUCGAAUCGUUUUAUGGAUCUGUCGUUGGCCUAGACUCUGACAAAAUCUCCAAAUAUCUGGAUAUGGCGUAUAAUUCUCUAACAUCGAAUGGAGACCAUCUUCUCGGUUGGCCGCAGUAUCAACUCGCAUACGCCAACUUUUUGUUCGGUCGCGGACCAUUCGGGCCAGGAGAACAUUUUUUCGGUAUAACAGAUUCCUGCAUAAUUCGAGGCAAUAACGUACCAUUUCCGAUCGAUUAUUCCGCGAUGAACACACCAAAAGAUAAAUUGGAAAUAUACAGGCCGCAUUGUAGAAGUAGUCGACGUAGCGUAGUAGUUUGAAAAGUAAUCACAACAAUAGGAGUAACAGGUGGUAA